ACAAAGGCAGGCCCCUGCCACUCCCACCACUCCCUCUGCCAACCAGAGAGAGAGAGAGGACAGGACGGCUCUCCUUCCACCUUCUGCUUCCACAGUGGCAUUCAUCACUGCAGCUGCACAAGAGAAGGUUGGACUGUUCAGAGGACAGACACUUAUCCCCAGAAGCAUGUUGCUGUGGUCAGUAUGGAGUUUUUUGUUACUUCUGACCACAGUGGACGCUGUGGAGGAUGAAGAUGUCCGAGCAGGGUGCAGCACGGCAGUAAAUGACCUGGUGUAUAUCGUCGAUGGUUCUUGGAGUGUUGGCAUGGAGGACUUUGACACAGCCAAGCAAUGGCUAAUCAACAUCAGCAGCCAGUUUGAUAUCAGCCUUUACUAUACGCAGGUGGCUGUGGUCCAGUACAGCGACACACCUCGAUUGGAGAUCCCCUUAGGGAGUCACUCCAGCGGAGCACAGCUCAUCCAGGCCAUACAAAGCAUUAACUACAUGGGAGGGAACACACAGACUGGCAGGGCCAUCAAGUUUGCUGUGGACCACGUAUUCCCAGCCUCCCAGCGGGCCAGCCAAGUCAAGAACAGAAUCGCAGUGGUUGUCACCGACGGCAAAUCACAGGAUGAUGUGGUUGAUGCAAGUAUGGAGGCACGAGCUCAGGGUAUUACCGUAUUUGCUGUCGGAGUUGGGAGUGAGAUCACCACCUCAGAACUGAUAUCUAUCGCCAAUAAGCCGUCGUCUACGUAUGUCCUCUAUGCUGAGGAUUACACCACUAUCGACCGCCUCAGAGACUCCAUGGAGCAGAAACUGUGUGAAGAAUCUGUUUGCCCCACAAGAAUCCCAGUCGCAUCUCGUGAUGAGAAGGGCUUUGAGCUGCUGCUGGGCAUGAACAUUCAGAAGAAAGCCAAGAAGAUCGCCGGCUCGCUUGUUUCUGAGACAGCCUACGCUCUAAGUACCUCCACAGACAUUACUGAGAACACCAGAGACAUAUUCCCAGAAGGUCUUCCUCCAUCGUAUGUGUUUGUUGCCACUAUACGUCUGAAAGGGACCUCUAGCAAGCUAAUAUUUGACCUAUGGAGGAUUUUGGCAAAGAGUAAGGAAAUCCAGGCUGCAGUAACACUAAAUGGAAAAGACCAGUCUGUCAUCUUCGUUACCACCAGCGUGAGCGGAAAAGAGCAAAGAGUCGUCUUCAAAACAGGCUUCAAGGAUCUGUAUGACGGGAAAUGGCAUCAGCUGAAGCUUCUGGUGAGGCCUCAGCGGGUCGUCGGUUACCUCGACGAUCAAAUGGUCCAAGACUUCCUGCUGAAGCCUGUGGAGCCCAUUUACAUAAACGGGAAGACACAGGUGUCAAAGAGGCGGGGGGCACAUGUCACUGUGCCGGUGGAGAUCCAGAAAAUGCGUUUGUACUGUGACCCGUAUCAAAGUGAGAGAGAAACCGCUUGUGAAAUAUACUCAGUGGAUGAUGAAAGGUGUCCGCUGAAUCGAACAGCCACAGCAGAACAAGACGAGGAAGAAGACUGCAACUGUGCACUUGGCCCACCGGGGCAGCGUGGCCCACCAGGGCGCAUGGUAAUAGACAAACCAAUACAAAGAGCCUUUCCUCUGCUGGGCAGGGUGAUGAAGGCCCCCAAGGACUAA
Molecule: messenger RNA, 1627 nt
Organism: Cyprinodon variegatus (sheepshead minnow)
Lineage: Eukaryota; Metazoa; Chordata; Actinopteri; Cyprinodontiformes; Cyprinodontidae
Product: collagen alpha-1(XXI) chain-like
Exons: 13
Coding region: 167-1627 (486 amino acids)
Source: RefSeq, a predicted model, not a curated record